Messenger RNA from Colletotrichum destructivum, 1421 nucleotides. Its product is annotated as Putative peptide chain release factor class I. Gene Ontology annotation, molecular function: peptidyl-tRNA hydrolase activity; translation release factor activity, codon nonspecific. Gene Ontology annotation, biological process: mitochondrial translational termination. The coding region runs from base 235 to 813 and encodes 192 amino acids. Lineage: Eukaryota; Fungi; Ascomycota; Sordariomycetes; Glomerellales; Glomerellaceae. The record is from RefSeq and is a predicted model, not a curated record. The transcript is spliced from 3 exons. Gene Ontology annotation, cellular component: mitochondrial large ribosomal subunit.
GAUCCACUUCAACCCAUCAAUCAUCAUCGUCAAUGAACAGUCUGUCUGAGGAUUGAAGAGCUGUGGAAGAGGUCAGCCAACCUGAUGCAAACCGAAGCUCAUUGUUCUUAGCCACUUGAAACACUCGUAUCCAUUUUGCCUAUUGUGUAUCCAGGUUUCAUCUUUGUCAGCUUUGGUCUGACCUGAAGAACUCAAUCUUGAUAACAUCUGAAGCCUCCUUCUUGGCUUGUCACGAUGAAGCUGGUCAUUGGUAUCCUUCGAUCCGUACGCCCAAGAUUGGGGAAUCCUUUCACACGACCCCUGCAACCCAUUCGCUGGGCCAGGUUCCAGGCAUUCGAGGCAGAGUUUGACCCUGAAGAGCUGGCAAAGGCGAGAUCAUGGCACGCGACCUUCGACGGUAGCCAGCUUCCCAAGGGCCAGACAAGUUACGCGCGCUCAAGCGGCCCCGGUGGACAGCACGUCAAUAAAACUGAAAGCAAAGCCAUCACUGUGUGGCCUGUGAAGGACCUCCUGUCGGUUUUGCCGAAACUGCUGCACCGAGGCAUCAGAGAAUCGAAAUAUUACACGGCCAGAUCGGAUUCAUUGACGCUGCAGGCACAGACGCACCGGCACAGAGAGGCCAACACAGAAGAGAACCAGCAUAAACUCAUCGAUGAAGUUAAGAGGAUAUACGCAGAGACAGUCCCAGGCGAGACGAGCCCGGACAAGAAGAAGAAGCACGCCGAGAUAGCAAAGUCAUUCAACGAAGGACGGCUCAGGCAGAAGAAACAGCUGGGCUCCAAGAAGCAGAGUCGACGGUCGGCAUUCGACUGAGUGGCCGACCCAGAGAUGGUACAUAGGUGUAUAUGGUGGCACGCGUGGCACGCGUUGCACGUGCGCUCGCUAUUUCGGUCCAGCGCCGCGAGUAAUGGGGAUUCGAACCGCAUGGCGGUGGUGCUGAAUCGCGGCGUGCUUUGCUCGCCUAGCUCAAGCCGGCACAGGUGACUAAGACAUGCACAUACACACCGGCCCGUUGUGGACGUUGAGAAGGGCGAGGUGGGGUAUUAAGGGGUCCAAACUGCAGACUCCAGAGCUGAACCAAGGUGCGGCCUUGGGCACAGGAACGUUCUGGGCCCUGAACUUUGAGUUUAGAGGACAACUGCAGAACUAACUGCAACUUUCCGAACUCGCCUUCUUUUCAAGGGUCCUUCUCCAGGACGGAUGAGGAGACGACAAGGAUUUGCGGAGCCGACCGGGUUGCCGGGUAUAACCAUGGUGCCCGCUCGAUGCUGGGUUAAAGAAGAGGUAGAAGGAAAUUCGGUGCAUUUAGCAGGUGAGAAGCGCUCGGGUAUCGAUGGCGGGGAACAAAGAAAGAUGAUAUGGCAUAAGAUAUUUGUAGAAACAAACCUACUCUCAUCCCGGGGCAUACAAUAACAGUAUUU